Messenger RNA from Gasterosteus aculeatus aculeatus (three-spined stickleback), 2033 nucleotides. RefSeq lists its product as uncharacterized. NCBI's taxonomy places the organism in Eukaryota, Metazoa, Chordata, Actinopteri, Perciformes, Gasterosteidae. The record is from RefSeq and is a predicted model, not a curated record. Gene Ontology annotation, cellular component: nucleus. Gene Ontology annotation, biological process: negative regulation of circadian rhythm; negative regulation of DNA-templated transcription.
CUGUCAGCGCCCGCCUCAGAGGGGUCAACCGAGGUAAAGCGGUUACCUCAGUUGACGCGGUUACCUCAGUUGACCCCUCCACCACCGGGAGUUUAAUUGAGUCAUUGACUAACCACGCGUUUGUUGUCUUACGCCAUUCGACAGGGUAAUUUCGAUAUUUGUUCUGAGGCUCUUUUUAAAAUUCAUUUUUAAUGUUUUUGCGCUCUGCGGUCCCGUCUAACGGCUGCGUCAAGCUGCCUUGGAUUUAGCCGACGCGGUUUCAAAACAAACGCGGGCAAGCUGCUACUUUUGGAUAAACGGCCAGGGUCCAACAUGCCGAAGGAACAGCAACACGGUUCUUGUGCUUCAUCCAGCAAGAAUGCUAAAAAUAAGAGCAACCGCACAACUCUGCUGGCAAUGCGUGACGCCAGAGACAAAGACGCCUCCAGCGGGACGUCCUUCCGGUGCAGUUCGGAAAAAGACUCCGGAUACUCUGACGGGCAGCAGAUCGACGUGGAGGACCAGGACAAAAGCCAGCGCAGAGGAGGCGAGCGGGCGGGACCUGCGCAGACGGGACGCAACGAAGGUCUUGGGCGCGGGAAUCCUGGGAGACCGAGCCCAACGCCAGCAGGCGGCGAGCUCCCGCCCAUCUACAUCAUCAACAACAUCGUGAUCCAGCAGGGACGUCACCAGGACGUGAUCCAGAACCGAGAUCAGUGCCCCCAGAGGAGCGUCUGCAUGGAGGACGGAGGUUCUGCCGCUGCUCGUGUGAUCCUGGCGCCGGCCACUCGCCAGGUCCACGGGUUCUUCCCGAGUUCCAUCAUCACAGGGAGGAAAAUAAAUGGCACUUACCGCCUCUGUGAGCGGCCCCGAUCUGCAGCCUCCAGCUCUCCCGAUCGCCCGUCCUCCUCCAGUCCCACCACGGGGCCCGUAAGCCAAAGCACCCCGCCCGGUUCCGCCGCCUCCUCCGUCCUCAAAACCAGAGGACCGCACGGAAACGGCUCCACCAGAACUCGCCAGCUCCGGUUUCACGACACCGCGGAAAUCUUGAGGCAGUCGGGUCUGUUGGACAUAACGCUGCGAACGAAGGAGCUGCUGCGGCAGAGCAACGCCACGGCGCGGGACGUGGCCCAGCUCCGCCGGCACACGGAGCUGCUGUGCCGGGCCGUCAGCGACCCCGGCGCGACCCCGGAGCAGCUGCACCAAGCCAUGGCCGAGUCGGGCAGCUACCCCGGCAUAGAAAUCCUGAGAAACUUUCAAAUUCCAGAUUCCAGCGAUUCCGAGGUGCCGUCGGCCGGUCUUCUCCGGGCCCGAGGCCCGCCGGCGGAGAAAGACCGCUUCACGCCUCCCGACAGCUCCACCGGUUAGCACCACCUGCUGCGCCUUCGGAGGCAGAGCGAGCACUCAGGGCUACUUUGGGGAUUUCAUGUGUGGCUUUAAUGGUUCAUCCCUGGUUAUUUAAACUUGUUUUUUUACAGGGAUUACCCAAAAUGUCUCUCUGGGUCAACGAGAAGCCAACAAUCACUCGUAUUUAUUGUAUAUUUCAGUUUGUGUUUUGUUUCCAGUUGUCGGAUGUCAUCGGGUUUGAGUGUUCGACAUCUACGUGGAAAAUAAUGUGUUUCCCCGAGGAGACAAAGUGAAUUUGCCUAAACUCGGGUGGCAAAAAUCCCGACCGCCUUAAAUCAGUGAAAGGAUGGAAAUGCUUUCUGGUGACCUGCACGGGGAAAAGAGAAGCCAAUCCAAGCCCGGUGCCUUUUUUUAGGAAAAGAAUGUAGCACUUAAACCUGCGCUGUGUGGUACCACAGACUGGACUGCCGUGUGCACCAGGCCUUGCUCGCUCUGUUUUCACCUGAUGUGUUCUGCAUCAACAGGGCUCGUCAUUCUCAUUCUCGUCAUUCUCGUUUCUCAUAUCAUAUCAUAUAUCAACAAACACAGGAAACAUCCGUUGAUCCAUUUCUCAUGUUUUCCAUGUAUGACGGACAGCUUUUUCCAAAGUGUUUCAGUGUAUUUUUCAUAAUUUCAAGGUAUUUAAAUAAAGCAUUAUGAGGAACAUC